AUGGCGGAUAGUGCCACACCUGAAAUUUCUUAUUUGCAGAUAUCGUUUGUUCAGGUGCAAAAAGGUAUUGUUGCUGAUCCAGCCCUUCAAGCUGAGUGGUCAAAGAAGAGAUUGGUUUGGGUACCACAUGAAACAGAAGGUUUUGUUGCUGGUUCAGUAAAGGAAGAUCGUGGUGAUGAUGUUGUCGUCGAAAUUGUUGAAACUGGAAAAAGAUUAACAUUAAGCAAAGAUGAUGUUCAAAAAAUGAAUCCACCUAAAUUUGACAAGGUAGAAGAUAUGGCUGAAUUGACGUGCCUUAAUGAAGCAUCAGUACUUCAUAAUCUUAGAGAAAGAUAUUUUUCAUCACUUAUUUAUACAUAUUCUGGUCUUUUCUGCGUUGUGGUUAAUCCAUACAAAAAACUUCCAAUUUAUUCAGAAAGUUUGAUCGAGGCUUUUAAAGGAAAAAAACGUCAUGAAAUGCCACCGCAUAUAUUUGCAAUUACCGAUACAGCAUACCGAUCAAUGCUACAAGAACGUGAAGACCAGUCAAUUCUUUGCACGGGAGAAUCAGGAGCAGGUAAAACAGAAAACACUAAGAAAGUGAUACAAUAUCUUGCAUAUGUUGCGGGUGCCACAAGGCAACAGAAUAAAUCUCCAGCCUCCCCUCUCAAGGGUGAACUUGAGCAUCAGUUACUUCAAGCAAAUCCGAUUCUUGAAGCAUUUGGCAAUAGUAAAACUGUCAAAAAUGAUAACUCGUCGAGAUUUGUUAGCUUUUUGGGAAAAUUUAUCCGUAUUAAUUUCGAUAUGUCGGGAUACAUUUCGGGUGCAAAUAUUGAAUUCUAUUUGCUGGAAAAGUCAAGAACUCUUAGACAAGCUGCUGAUGAACGGUCAUUUCAUAUUUUUUACCAGUUUCUUCGAGGUACAUCGGGUGCAGAAAAAUCAAAUUUCUUGCUUGAAGAUGUCGAUAAAUAUCGUUAUUUAAAUAAUGGCUAUAUUUGUUUACCUAAUGUGGAUGAUGCUGCUGAAUUUCACAAUACGGUUCGAUCUAUGAAAAUUAUGGGCUUUCAAGAUGAAGAAAUAACUUCUGUACUCCGCUUGGUAUCUGCGGUCCUCCUUUUCGGCAACAUGGAAUUCUUUCAGGAGAAAAAGUCAGAUCAGGCAAUUCUCAAUGACGACCGAGUUGCGCAAAAAUUAUGCCAUUUAUUGGGUCUUCCACUUGUGGACUUUACAAGAGCCUUUUUGAAACCGAGAAUUAAAGUUGGACGGGAAUAUGUUCAUAAAGCACAAAACAAAGAACAAGCAGAAUUUGCUGUCGAAGCAAUAAGCAAGGCAUGCUAUGAAAAAAUGUUCAGAUGGCUUGUUGCUCGUUUAAAUAAGUCAUUAGAUCGUACACGUAGGCAAGGCGCAUCUUUUAUCGGUAUUCUCGACAUCGCUGGGUUUGAAAUCUUUGAGUUGAAUUCUUUUGAACAAUUGUGCAUUAAUUAUACGAAUGAGAAAUUGCAACAAUUAUUCAAUAAUACGAUGUUCGUGCUUGAACAAGAAGAAUAUCAACGUGAAGGUAUUGACUGGAAGUUCAUCGAUUUUGGUCUUGAUUUGCAACCGACCAUCGAUCUCAUUGAAAAACCCAUGGGUAUUCUUGCACUCCUAGAUGAACAGUGCUUAUUUCCGAAAGCUACUGAUAAAUCUCUUGUCGAGAAACUUUUUGUCAAUCAUGCAAAGCAUCCGAAAUUUGUUAUUCCUGAAAUGCGCGCUAAAUCUGAUUUUGCUGUAAUUCAUUAUGCUGGCCGAGUGGAUUAUUCGGCCGACCAAUGGCUCAUGAAAAAUAUGGACCCACUAAAUGAAAAUGUUGUUGCAGUCUUCCAGAAUUCAUCGGAUCCAUUCGUUGUUAGCAUAUGGAAAGAUGCUGAAUUCGCGGCAAUCUGUACGUCUGAAUACAAUGAGACUGCAUUUGGCACGAGAACAAAGAAAGGUAUGUUUCGAACAGUCAGCCAGCUACAUAAGGAGCAACUAACUAGGCUCAUGACAACUUUGCGCAAUACAAAUCCUCACUUUGUUCGAUGCAUUAUUCCAAACCACGAAAAAAAGGCAGGAAAGAUAUCAUCGUUAUUGGUUUUGGAGCAACUUCGUUGCAAUGGAGUUCUCGAAGGUAUUCGUAUUUGCCGACAAGGCUUUCCAAAUAGGAUACCUUUCCAAGAAUUUCGUCAUCGUUAUGAGAUUUUAACUCCUGGUGCGAUUCCAAAAGGAUUCAUGGAUGGCAAAGAAGCUGUGAAAAAAAUGAUUGAAACACUGGAAUUGGAAUCGAAUUUAUAUCGUAUUGGGCAGUCAAAAAUUUUUUUCCGUGCGGGAGUGCUGGCUCAUCUUGAAGAAGAAAGAGAUUAUAAAUUAACGGAUUUAAUUGUAUCUUUUCAAUCACAGUGUCGUGCUUUCCUCGCUAGACGGCUUUAUCAAAAACGUGUUCAACAGUCCAAUGCCAUUCGAGUGCUUCAGCGAAAUGGGCUAGCGUGGCUUAAACUUCGAAACUGGCAAUGGUGGCGACUAUUUACAAAGGUUAAACCAUUACUACAAGUAACAAAUCAAGAAGCAGCAAUCGCACUGAAAGAAGAAGAAUUGAAAGUCAUCAAGGAUAAACUGUCAAAACGUGAAGUUGAAUACACAGAAGUCGUUAAGCGAAUGAAUCAAUUAAAUGAAGAGAGAUCGCUUUUAGUGGAACAAUUGCAACAGGAAAGUGAAGAACGUGCAGAGGCAGAUGAAAUAAAGGAGCGAUUAUCAUCACGUAAAGUAGAACUUGAAGAAAUGCUGACUGAAAUGAAUGCAAAAUUGGAUGAAAGUGAAGAGCAAAUGGAGAAAAUGUCUGAGGAGAAGAAAAAACUUCAGGAGACGGUUCGAGAUUUGGAGGAACAACUGGAAGAAGAAGAACAAGCAAGACAGAAAUUAAUGCUUGAUAAAGUCAGUGUUGAUCAACGAUGGAAAAAGCUUGAAGAAAAACACGCCGAACUUGUUGAUUCUUUCUCUAAACUUCACAAAGAAAAAAAAAGUAUAGAAGAACGCGCUGUGGAACUUUCAAAUCAGCUGGUAGAGGAAGAAGAAAAGGCCAAACAAGUUGGAAAACAGCGUUCAAGAGCAGAAGGUCAGCUACAUGCUUUGGAGCAAGAACUGCAGAAAGAAAAACAGGUAUAA
Dracunculus medinensis (Guinea worm) is the source of this 3156-nucleotide messenger RNA. Lineage: Eukaryota; Metazoa; Nematoda; Chromadorea; Rhabditida; Dracunculidae. The record is from the annotation of a GenBank genome assembly.